Spodoptera exigua (beet armyworm) is the source of this 1273-nucleotide messenger RNA. The record is from the annotation of a GenBank genome assembly. NCBI's taxonomy places the organism in Eukaryota, Metazoa, Arthropoda, Insecta, Lepidoptera, Noctuidae.
AUGAUUCAAACUGUUCUGCACAUCCUUGCGCAUCAACUGGGAGUUUUGGGGAAAAAUGUGGAGUUGAGGGGGGCAGCAGGUACAAUUCCUGUCGGAAAACCCACCGACAACUCUCAGACUGUAGCUGUCACUGAGUUUAUUGUCGACACAGAGCGACUUCCCCUCCUGGUCCUGAUCAAGACACCUUACUUGUUGUGGGACAAGGACAAAUUGGCGGAGGGCCGAACGCAAGGGCUGCUAAAGUUGGAGGUGCACAAGCCGGUGGCCCUGAGGCUAGAGAACAACAUGAUUCAGCCCAUACUCCACAAUCGGGCCACCCUCCUGCCCCUCAGCAACACGACGCCCAUCAUGGUGGCCCUCCUUCAGCUCCUCCACCUGGGGCGCCGCACUCUGCGACUGAUAUUCAACAUACUGGAGCAGCUUCUGGUCACGGCCCAGCACGCACAUCCAGUAAACAGGCCAUACCCCAUGCAACACCCGGAGCUGGCCCAGAAAGACUCUCUCUCGUCACAAGGCAAUCUCAAGGCUAUUACAGAUAUGUGGAACAACAUGAAUGUAGCAUCACGGUUGGAUGCAUGUGAAGAAGGCAUCGGAGUUCAUCAGACACUAGAAUGGCGCAAGUACAACAAGUCCAAGGCGAAUCAGAUCAACCUCACGGCCCACCUCAGGUUCCAGGAGGGAAAUCUGCCCAAGCAGGACAGCCAGCUCAAGGAGCUAAACCACCUAAAGGAGCCCAACCAACGAAAGGUGGACAACCAGAUAAAGGCGGACAACCAGCUAAAGGCAGGCAGGCGACUCACGUCGCUGGCCAUCCCGUUCCUGCAUCUGGCAUGACACCUGAAGUUGCACAACUUUUGCAGCACGUACAGAAAUUACGAAACGAUGUCGAUAUCCUUACUGAAACAUUUUAUUCGGCCAUGAAGGAAGUUAACGAAGACUUUACUCCACCUGCUGCGUUGCCUCCUCCCUCAAAGAUAACAAGCAGCGAUGUGGGCGAAGGGGUAUCUCCAAUGACUGGAACAUUGCCUCCUAUUGGAGAACCACCAGCUACACAAUACCAGCCUCUCCAGGUGACUUCAGAAUACAUAACGCCUCCCCAAAUUGCCCAAAUGCCCCAAAUUGGGCCUGAAAUACUAAGCCGAAUCAACAACUUGGAAAAAGAGUUGAAAAAAUGCUGCGACUCUAUUCACAAAUCAGACGGACUCGUCAACGAUCAGCUGGAGUAUAUGUCGAAGCAAAUCGCGGGCGUGUCUGAUAACACGGGCGUCGGGCA